Messenger RNA from Eremothecium gossypii ATCC 10895, 1020 nucleotides. RefSeq names its product rRNA-binding ribosome biosynthesis protein RPF2 (gene RPF2). Lineage: Eukaryota; Fungi; Ascomycota; Saccharomycetes; Saccharomycetales; Saccharomycetaceae. The record is from RefSeq and is marked provisional. Gene Ontology annotation, molecular function: rRNA binding. Bases 1 to 1020 code for a protein of 339 amino acids. The transcript has a single exon. Gene Ontology annotation, biological process: ribosomal large subunit assembly; maturation of LSU-rRNA from tricistronic rRNA transcript (SSU-rRNA, 5.8S rRNA, LSU-rRNA). Gene Ontology annotation, cellular component: nucleolus.
AUGAUUAGAACCGUAAAGCCCAAGAAUGCCAGGGCCAAGAGAGCUCUGGAGAAAAAAGAGCCGAAAUUGACGGAGAACGUGAAGCAAGCGCUUUUAAUUCCUGGCCAAACUUCGAAUAAGCUCUUGCACGAUGUUAUGGUGGACCUUGGUGGACUCAAGAAGCCUGAUGUGAAGCGCUUCACGCGGAAGAACGAGCUUCGUCCGUUUGAGGAUGCGUCGGGUGUCGAAUUUCUCAGCGAGAAGAAUGACAGCUCGUUGGUGGUGGUCUGCUCCAACUCGAAGAAGCGGCGCAACAACUUGACAUUCAUAAGGACGUUUGGGUACAAGGUUUACGACAUGAUGGAGCUGCAGAUUGCAGAGAACUACAAAUUGCUAGCGGACUUCCGGAAGCAGACGUUUGCAGUGGGGUUGAAACCGAUGUUUUCCUUCCAAGGUGCGGCAUUCGACUCUCACCCAGUAUACAAGCACGUCAAGUCUUUGUUCCUCGACUUCUUCCGCGGUGAGGUGACCAAGCUGCAAGACGUUGCAGGGCUUCAGCAUGUGAUAGCAAUGACGAUCCAGGGCGACUUUGAGGAUGGCGAGCCAUUGCCCAACGUCCUUUUCCGCGUCUACAGGCUUAAGACGUACAGAAGCAGCCAAGGUGGUAAGAAGUUGCCGCGUGUGGAGCUUGUGGAGAUUGGACCACGCCUGGACUUCAAGAUUGGCCGUAUUCACACGCCUUCGCCAGAACUGGUGAAGGAGGCUCACCGGAAGGCUAAGCAGCUUGAGGUCAAGACGGCGAAGAACGUUGAGAUAGACAGCAUGGGUGACAAGAUUGGUCGGGUGCAUGUCGGCAAGCAAGACCUCAACCAGCUGCAGACACGGAAAAUGAAGGGGCUUAAAUCCAAGUAUGACCAAGUCGACGCUGAGGAGGAGGAGUACCUGAAAGACGAAGAAACUUAUCUAGACGAUGAUAGCUACGGCGACGACUUCGUUACAGCUACUGACAUCGAGCCACCAGCCAAGAAGCAGAGAAAAUAG